UAAUCGUUCCCACUCCAUCGACCGUUCUCCAUCUCUUCGGUUCGCCACACGAGUAUCGUGCAUUUCUCUUUCCGUGACCGGCCGUACUUGGUUAUCACCGUUGUCGUCGAUUGUUCUUCACGAUUCCAUCGUACCGUUGUUUUCAGGAUCGACGUUUCGUCGCUAUUAGACAAGAUGUUGCUGAUUCAACCGACGGAGGAGAUGUCGAAGCAGAUUCGCGUGGAGCUGAACGAAAAUGUCGCGACACGUGACAAAGACGUCGAAGUCAUCAAAGAAUGGCUGAGCAAACAACCGCACUUACCUGAGUUCGAUGACGAUUACAGGCUAAUGACGUUUCUUCGUGGCUCCAAGUUUUCCUUGGAAAAGUGCAAGAAAAAGCUGGAUAUGUAUUUUACAAUGAGAACCGCGAUCCCGGAGUUCUUCACUAACCGAGACAUCACCAGACCGGAAUUGCGAGAUAUUACCAAAAUUAUUCAGGUGCCUCCAUUGGCGGGUUUGACGGAAAACGGACGACGAGUAAUAAUUAUGCGAGGAAUCGACAAGGACUUACCAACUCCAAACGUAGCCGAAGUGAUGAAACUGGUUCUGAUGAUCGGCGAUGUGCGUCUGAAAGAAGAAUUAGUUGGUGUGGCUGGAGAUGUAUAUGUACUGGAUGCUAGUGUCGCGACGCCAGCCCACUUCGCAAAAUUCACACCAGCUAUCGUGAAAAAGUUCCUGGUCUGUGUUCAAGAAGCCUACCCGGUGAAGUUAAAGGAGGUGCAUGUGGUGAAUGUUAGCCCGCUGGUCGAUACUAUCGUCAAUUUCGUGAAGCCAUUCAUUAAGGAGAAAAUUCGCAAUAGAAUCUUCAUGCACAGCGACAUGAAGACUUUGUACGAUUAUAUUCCCAGGGAGAUACUACCAACCGAAUACGGCGGCGAUGCUGGACCAGUUCAAGCAAUUCAUGAAACCUGGGUGAAGAAAUUAGAAGAAUACGGUCCUUGGUUCGCGGAGCAGGAGUCAGUGAAAGCAAACGAGGCGCUUCGGCCAGGAAAACCAAAGACUCACGAUGAUUUGUUCGGUUUGGAUGGAUCAUUCCGACAACUGGUGAUCGAUUAAACCAACAACUCAUCCAGUUGUCGACCCAUGACAACUUCACCAACUACCAUCCCGGUGCUAAUACGAAGAAAAUGAGUUCGAAGAAGGGGAGGAGACAAUAUGUGCAUCCAUGUCAUGACGUUCAUCAACAAGAAACAUCAUGUUACUAAUAUGUAUAUUUUCGAUAUACAGUUUUCAAUUAUUUGUCUACGCAUAUGUAUAUCGAAUCUCCCAAAAGAUUUUCCUGACUAGAAAUUGAUUCAUCAGAUGUUUGAUAGAUUUUGAUGGAUACACCGUCGUUCUAUUCUUGCACAAAUUCGACGGUGAAAAAUUAUUAAUAGGAAUUGAUUGAUCUAAUUGAGAGCUGAGUAUUAGUUAUAGUAGAAUAGAUGUGGUUCUUUGCAGUUGAAUAAGUUCUAUUUAAUAGAAUUUUUGUUUAUAUCGAUCUCGUACAUAAUGGAGACAUACAUACAGUUAUCGAGCAGGUUGUAAAGCUUUAAAGUAAUGUUGAUGAUGCUUACAUUGCAUAUUUUUCUAUAUCUUUUUUCAUGUGAUGAAUAAAACAUUAUUUUAUUAGAUACAAA
Molecule: messenger RNA, 1658 nt
Organism: Bombus impatiens (common eastern bumble bee)
Lineage: Eukaryota; Metazoa; Arthropoda; Insecta; Hymenoptera; Apidae
Product: alpha-tocopherol transfer protein-like
Exons: 5
Coding region: 175-1095 (306 amino acids)
Cellular component (GO): membrane
Molecular function (GO): phosphatidylinositol bisphosphate binding
Source: RefSeq, a predicted model, not a curated record